GAUCUCAACCAGGAGCCCUCGCGCCCCCAGUGUAUCGAUCUUCCGCGGCCCGGGGGAGCUGGUGUUUCAUAGAAGAUACUUCUUAACACCCUCAGCAGAGCCCCGGCAUGCCGGUCAUUGCUGCCUAAGCUGACAUGCCGACGUUGGCUGGUACCUGCCCAUGGAAAACCCAGCUCAAAGAACAGCAAACGAAUGGCAAGCUCAGGAGCUCCCACUCCAUGUGCAUGACCCGGAUGAUCGACAAGUAUGAGAUGCGCAGCCGGGCAAUCAUCCGACGCAAUCCCAAACCAUCCUGUCCCCAGCCUCGAAUAGUUCCGCCGAUCCGACCGAUCAGUUUGCGACACGAUGAUGCGGCCCUGUCGAUCAUCGAACCUGGGGAGGAAAUGCUGAAAGCCAGACGCAAAAGGUGUGCGAUGCAACAUGCCAGCCAGAAUCCCAUUGAACGUGGUCAGUGCGUCUACAGUUGGCACAGCAGUCUACCGCGCACUUAUCGUGAGUCACGGAUAUGGCGACAUCGCUGCGGCUUCAUCGCACACCGCAAAACGCCAUCUUGUCGAGUUGGGCAUUUAGGUGGCGACAGAGCGACUGACAGCAGCAGCACGCGAUAAACCAGCAGCUUUCUGGAAUUUGAAAUCCGAUAAAAACUGGGCCAGAUCAGCCGUGAAUCAACCAUGGAUGCUUGGGAUCCACACGGAUGAGCGACGCGCAAACCACCGCAAGGGAUUCCAGCCCACCAUUGC
Messenger RNA from Aspergillus eucalypticola CBS 122712, 740 nucleotides. RefSeq lists its product as uncharacterized. The record is from RefSeq and is a predicted model, not a curated record. NCBI's taxonomy places the organism in Eukaryota, Fungi, Ascomycota, Eurotiomycetes, Eurotiales, Aspergillaceae. The transcript has a single exon. The coding region runs from base 135 to 608 and encodes 157 amino acids.